Molecule: messenger RNA, 629 nt
Organism: Passer domesticus (house sparrow)
Lineage: Eukaryota; Metazoa; Chordata; Aves; Passeriformes; Passeridae
Gene: SMIM20
Product: small integral membrane protein 20
Exons: 3
Coding region: 26-229 (67 amino acids)
Biological process (GO): mitochondrial respiratory chain complex IV assembly
Cellular component (GO): mitochondrial inner membrane
Source: RefSeq, a predicted model, not a curated record
GGCCCCGCGCUGUGUCCGCCGCGCCAUGGCCGCGCUGGCCCGCACGCUCGGCAUCUUCGGCGCCUUCGUGGCCAUGGUGGGAGCCGCCUUUUACCCCAUUUAUUUCCGGCCGCUGCUGCUGCCGGAGGAGUACAAGAAUGAGCAGUCAAUAAACCGAGCUGGUAUUGUUCAAGAGGAUAUUCAGCCUGCAGGGUUAAAAGUGUGGUCGGAUCCAUUUGGAAGAAAGUAAUUGGCAACUGGAUGUAUUGCAAAACUGAAGAUGGACGUCUUCAGCUGCUUCUUCUUUCACUGAAGUGUGUCUUUAGGUGUCACUGGAGCAGAAUUCUGAAUAUGCUGUGGGCACAUGAGGAGCAACAAAGGCAACUGGUUGGAAUCCCAAGAGAUAAAAACAUGCUAGUUUUGAGAGAGAAUGCUGGUGCAUAGCUCACAGACUGUUAGAAAACUAAAUGAUUACUGAGUAUAGAAAUUAAAUAUUUAUUUCCUUGAGAAAAGGAAAGAGGAUUUUUUUCUAAUCUGUACUCUUGUAAAUUAUGGAUAGAAUAAAUCAUGCAGACUGCUGCAAUUUCCUCCUUAGUUUGAAAGUUACACCAUGGUGAGUGUAAAAUUGUACAUUAAAAAAUUUAAACCAA